UCUUUUGAGUCCUGAUUCCAAGCCUCUGUAGUUAUUUGCUUACAUACCAGUUACAGGAGUUCAAAAUGGGGAUUCAUGGGCUGUACCAUGCCCAGGGAGAGAGACAGGUUUGGAAAGCUGGGUACUGAACUGUAAGACUGGAAUAUGUAACAGUAAGGAAUUAUAAGUAGAGCAUUAAUCUCUUCUUCUACUUACAACUAAUAACUCUCUUUGGAGGAAAAAAUGGUACCACAAAAUAAUCUCCUCUUUUGUUGUCGUCUUCACCCAAGGUCCCUUGUGGCAAGAUCACACAAUGACCUGAUGCUUGUGCCAAGUGACCUUCCUAAUGUAGAUACGCUGUUACCCGAAAAUUUCAUAAAGAGGCAAUCUAUUUUAGGGAGACUCCCAGCUCAGCUGCUUUUCCUGUUGUGUUUUUCACCACAUUUGUUACCAUGUUAUCUAUUUGCAUCUGCUCUUUUUUGGCUCAGGCUUUGAAGAGAGCCUCAAUCUUUUUAAUGAAAUAUGAAGUUGUUUGCUGUUUCCAGAUCAAUAAAUCUCACUGGACUCUUGAUUUGUGGUCAUGUAAAACUCUUGAUGACAUAAAACGUAAACUACAAUUCUCAAGUGUUUUCACUGCUCUUUGAGUAUCAGGCUCAUAUUUUUUCCCCACAUCGCCCCCCUGAACUCAUGGCUAACUUAAAGUUGCCUUUUCAACAUCCAGAGGGGUUAACUCUCAGCUGCAAAUGGGGAUGGAAAAGGGAUUACAGAGUGCAUUCACCUAGUGCUGUUAACAGAUACCUAAGAAAGCUGAUGUGUAGCAACUGAUCCAGUCAGGAAGAUGGUGUGGAUCCAUCCCUGCAAGCAGAGAACAGAGUCUCAGGCUCUUCACAAGCUACCACUUCUGUAUCUAAACAACAGAAAUCUCGUUCUACCAACUCGAGGGAUGAGCGCUUCCGAUCUGAUGUCCACACUGAAGCAGUACAAGCAGCACUCGCAAAAUACAAAGAGAGAAAAAUGCCCAUGCCUUCAAAAAGACGGUCUGUUCUUGUGCACUCUUUGGUAGAAACGUACACACCUCCAGACACAUCGUCAGCAUCAGAAGAUGAGGGUUCGUUACGUCGGCAAGGGCGGAUCACCUCCACUCCGUUCCAGAGCCAUUCCAACGUAGAGCCCUGGCUUAACCGGGUUAUUCAGGGCUCCUCCACCUCAUCCUCUGCAUCUUCCACCUCAUCUCAUCCAGGAGGGAAACCUGCUGCUGCUUCCAAUACUGCUACUGCCACCGCUGCUGCCACUGUGCUUGCAGAUCUCAUGGCACACACCCAGCUAGAUAACCACUCUGCACCUCCAGAUGUCACCACUGGCCUGGUGGAGCAUUUACAUCAUGAGCGUCCGCAGGUAGCAUUAGUACAAGGAGUUCCCAGAAGCUACAACAGCAGCAUUUUGGAAACUGCAGAUGGUGUACCAGUGAAUAGCAGAGUGUCCUCUAAAAUCCAGCAGCUUCUAAAUACCUUGAAAAGACCAAAGCGCCCACCUUUGAAAGAGUUUUUUGUUGAUGAUUUUGAAGAACUCCUAGAAGUGCAACAGCCUGACCCAAAUCAACCAAAGCCUGAAGGAAAUCAAAUGAAUGUACUUAAAGGCGAGCCCUUAGGUGUGGUAACCAACUGGCCACCUUCUCUGCUGGCUGCCCUGCAGCGCUGGGGAGCUACCCAGCCAAAAGCCCCUUGUCUGACAGCAUUGGAUACGACUGGGAAAGCAAUUUAUACGCUUACCUACGGCAAGCUGUGGAGUCGAAGCUUGAAGUUAGCGUAUACCCUGCUAAAUAAGAUAACCACUAAGAAUGAACCACUGUUGAAGCCUGGAGAUCGGGUAGCUCUCGUAUUUCCUAAUAGUGAUCCAGUUAUGUUUAUGGUGGCAUUUUAUGGAUGUCUCCUGGCAGAACUUAUUCCUGUCCCAAUAGAAGUUCCACUAACAAGAAAGGAUGCUGGCAGCCAGCAGAUUGGAUUUCUUUUGGGCAGCUGUGGAGUAACUCUAGCUUUAACCACGGAUGCCUGUCAAAAAGGCCUUCCUAAAGCUCAGACUGGCGAGGUGGUUACAUUCAAAGGCUGGCCUCGUCUCAUUUGGUUUGUGAUUGAUGGAAAGCAUCUGGCAAAACCAACUAAGGACUGGCAUCCACAAGUACGGGAUGCCAGUGCUGAGAUCGCUUAUAUUGAGUACAAAACAAGUAAAGAGGGCAGUACAGUGGGCAUUACUGUAUCUCAUGCUUCCAUGCUGGCACACUGUCAUGCAUUGACUCAGGCAUGUGGUUAUUCAGAAGCUGAAACACUAACAAAUGUCUUGGAUUUCAAAAGAGAUGCUGGCCUUUGGCAUGGAGUAUUAACAAGUGUUAUGAACAGGAUGCAUGUCAUCAGUAUUCCCUAUGCAUUAAUGAAGGUUAAUCCACUUUCCUGGAUACAGAAAGUCUGCUCAUACAAAGCCCGUGUAGCAGUAGUAAAAUCCCGUGAUAUGCACUGGUCACUUUUGGCUCAGAGGGAUCAGAGAGAUGUCAGUCUGAGCUCUUUACGAAUGUUAAUAGUGGCAGAUGGAGCUAACCCGUGGUCAAUAUCUUCCUGUGAUGCAUUCCUGAACGUAUUUCAAUCCAGGGGUUUGAGACCAGAAGUAAUCUGUCCCUGUGCUAGUUCUUCAGAGGCACUAACUGUUGCUAUUCGCAGACCUCCAGAACUGGGUGGGCCUCCUCCAGGAAAAGCAGUGUUAUCUAUGAAUUGUCUGAGUUUUGGUGUGAUAAGAGUGGAUACAGAAGAGAAGUUGUCCGUGUUAACUGUACAGGAUGUUGGUCAGAUUAUGCCUGGAGCAAAUGUGUGUGUUGUGAAGGUGGAUGGGACUCCUUAUCUGUGUAAAGCCGAUGAGGUUGGAGAAAUAUGUGUGAAUUCAGGUGCAACUGGGAUGACAUAUUUCGGCCUCCUUGGAAUCACCAAAAACGUGUUUGAGGCCAUUCCAGUGACGGCAGCUGGUGUGCCUGUUUCAGACCAACCCUUUACAAGGACAGGAUUGCUUGGCUUUGUGGGUCCUGACUAUUUGGUCUUUGUGGUAGGAAAACUGGAUGGCCUAAUGACAGUUAGUGGCCGCAGGCACAAUGCAGAUGAUGUGGUAGCCACUGCAUUGGCAGUUGAACCCAUGAAGUUUGUCUAUCGGGGAAGGAUAGCAGUGUUUUCUGUGACCGUUUUGCAUGAUGAUCGAAUAGUGCUUGUGGCAGAGCAGCGCCCUGAUGCGUCAGAGGAGGAUAGUUUUCAGUGGAUGAGCAGGGUUCUACAGGUAGUCAGUCUGUCCUUUCUCUCUUUCCAGGCAAUUGAUAGCAUUCACCAAGUGGGAGUCUACUGCCUUGCCUUGGUGCCAGCCAACACUUUGCCAAAGGCUCCACUUGGAGGAAUUCAUAUUUCAGAAACCAAGCAGCGCUUUUUAGAGGGUGCUCUGCACCCUUGUAAUGUCUUGAUGUGUCCACAUACUUGUGUUACUAACUUGCCUAAGCCUCGACAGAAGCAACCAGAUGUUGGUCCUGCUUCAAUGAUAGUAGGAAACCUUGUUGCUGGAAAGAGAAUUGCACAAGCCUCAGGGAGAGAUGUUACCCAGUUGGAGGAUAACGACCAGGCAAGAAAGUUCCUGUAUUUAGCAGAUGUUCUUCAGUGGCGAGCUCAGACAACUCCAGAUCAUCCCCUCUUCCUUUUGUUGAAUUCCAAGGGCACUGUAGCUAGCACUGCAUCAUGCAUACAGUUGCACAAGAAAGCAGAGAGAGUGGCAGUCGCACUGAUGGAGAAAGGACGACUGAAUGUUGGUGAUCACGUGGCCCUGGUUUAUCCCCCAGGAGUAGACUUGAUAGCAACUUUCUAUGGCUGCUUGUAUGCUGGCUGUAUACCUAUCACUGUUCGCCCACCUCAUCCACAGAAUCUUGCUACCACUCUGCCCACUGUCAAAAUGAUUGUAGAGGUCAGUAAGUCUGCAUGUAUACUGACCACCCAAGCAAUAAUGAAACUGCUGAAGUCUAAGGAAGCUGCAACAGCUGUUGAUAUUAAAACAUGGCCCACUAUUUUGGAUACAGAUGAUAUGCCUAAAAAGAAGCUGGCUAGCAUUUUCAGACCUACAUCUCCAGAUAUGUUGGCAUACUUGGACUUCAGUGUGUCUACUACUGGUAUACUAGCAGGAGUAAAGAUGUCACAUGCAGCUACAAGUGCCUUAUGUCGCUCCAUAAAGCUACAGUGUGAGCUGUACCCUUCACGUCAGAUUGCCAUCUGCCUUGACCCUUACUGUGGCUUGGGAUUUGCACUGUGGUGCUUGUGCAGUGUAUAUUCGGGUCAUCAGUCUAUUCUAGUCCCUCCUCUGGAGCUGGAGAGCAAUGUCUCGCUGUGGUUGUCUGCUGUAAGUCAGUAUAAAGUGCGCAUCACAUUCUGCUCCUACUCCGUGAUGGAGAUGUGCACCAAAGGGCUUGGAACCCAGACUGAUAUACUCCGUAUGAAAGGAGUUAACCUGUCCUGUGUGCGAACAUGCAUGGUGGUGGCGGAGGAGAGACCACGGAUUACAUUAACACAGUCUUUCUCGAAGUUAUUCAAAGACCUGGGCCUCUCUGCUCGUGCAGUGAGCACUACAUUUGGGUGCAGGGUCAACGUAGCAAUUUGCUUACAGGGAACAGCAGGACCAGAUCCAACAACAGUCUAUGUAGAUAUGAGAGCGCUUCGACAUGACAGGGUGCGUUUGGUAGAGAGAGGUUCUCCACACAGUCUGCCGCUUAUGGAGUCUGGGAAGAUUCUUCCAGGAGUAAAGGUCAUCAUUGCACACACAGAAACUAAGGGACCUCUGGGAGACUCGCAUUUAGGAGAGAUAUGGGUGAGCAGUCCGCACAAUGCUACUGGUUACUACACAGUGUAUGGAGAAGAAGCACUGCACGCUGAUCACUUUACUGCUCACUUGAGUUUUGGAGACACUCAGACUGUAUGGGCUCGGACUGGGUACCUUGGCUUUCUGCGCAGAACAGAACUUACUGACGCUAGUGGAGAGAGGCAUGAUGCCCUGUAUGUGGUAGGCUCAUUGGAUGAAACACUAGAGCUCAGAGGAAUGAGGUACCAUCCCAUUGAUAUAGAGACCUCUGUAAUAAGAGCACAUAAGAGCAUUGCAGAAUGCGCUGUGUUUACAUGGACCAACUUGCUGGUGGUGGUUGUGGAAUUAGAAGGCUCAGAACAAGAAGCAUUGGACCUGGUCGCACUGGUAACAAAUGUGGUUCUGGAACAGCAUUAUCUCAUAGUAGGUGUUGUAGUCAUUGUGGACCCCGGUGUUAUUCCUAUCAAUUCCCGUGGUGAGAAACAACGAAUGCACUUGAGAGAUGGAUUUUUAGCUGACCAGUUGGAUCCUAUUUAUGUUGCCUACAACAUGUGAAAAAUGGAAAAAUCACAUCAAGGCUAAAGCACCAAAAUCAAGGGACUUUGCCAAUAAUAACAUCGGAAUCCAUUUUUCUGUGUUUUUAAAACCUGUUGAAGACCUUAGGAAAACUGAGAUACUAAUCUUCACAGUCCUUCAUCUCUCAGAUUGCAUUUUCUUCCAUGAAUCUGUUUUAACAGUUACAGCUGUCUUAGGAUGGUGAGUUUACUGGAAUUCCUGAAGGAAACUUACUAGAAUUGUCAUGGACCGGUGGGUUUCAUUUUUUGGGGGGGGGGUUUUGGUUUGUUGUUUUUUUUAAAAAAAAAAAAAAUAUGAAUGUCAGUACUUGAUGCACUGCAUAAAAGGACAUAAAGUGGGGUGGGGAGAGAACACCAGCUGUGAGGAGGACUCUUGGAAAUAAUACUGAAAGUCAUGAGUAACCGUUCAGAGUUCACCCUCCACGUUAUUGUUUGCAAUAUAUUGGCAGUAUCUGGGUUGGGGUUAAAUAUCAAGAUUGCACACAUCUCUGCCAUAUUCUCUACUGUACUGAAAGGAAUUUUGCACAUAUACGGGAUUUAAAAAUGCAGCCCUUUUUAUUUUAAAACACUGACUCACCCCCGUUCUGUAGAAACAAAUUCAUUCCAAUCCCAGAUUCAAUCUAACAGCGAUUAUGCUGCUGUUCAGCCUUUUUGUAUCAAGCAAAAACAAAUACUGCAACUGUAACAAGGUUACUUAUUGUGCCAUGCUGGACUCUGUAAUGCUAUAAACUUUAUAAUAAAAUAUAAAUUAAUAUCCAGUUUUAACUACUUGAUGCAGGAGCCUUCACUGCUCCUGCUGUCAUAACUUCAUGAUAAAGUUGCUUGUUUUCAUAGCAUUAGCUGUUAAUUACUGCCCUGCAUAACACCAAGUAUUUGAAAAUUCAUUCCAAGCCAAUAGUCUCUGAAUGAGUCGUAGAAGUGUUUACAAAGCAUGGUCUUAGAAUGUGUUUUCCCUGAAUAUCCUGUGCUAAAACUUAUGAAAGUGAUUUUUUUUUUUCCCCACCAUGGAAAAGAUAUAUUUGAUGUUAGUUAGCUUGAUCUGCUGUGGUACAAACCUUUUUUUUUUCCUUGAGAGUUGUAAGAGUUGUAUUUAGACUUUUUUGUUCAAGCUGAAAUAUCCAGUUGGCUGAGUCAUGCUUGACUAAUUAAGGUUUUGAAGUUUCUGCCUGAUCUAAUACUGCAGUGAACCUAAUUCAGAAAGAGAAUGGGAAAUUACUCAAAUACUUUGUGUAUUUGAAGGUAAGCACGAGACUAGCAAAUAAUUAUUUUUAUAGAGUUGUUAAAGACUUUGAGCUACAUAAAUUUUUUUUAAUAAUGCCUGAGUUUGGUGAAAGAGCCAGGUUUUUCUGCAAGGCAGUUCUGCCAGGUUCAGUGCCUAAGAAAGAUGGAUGUCAGUCUCCUGAGAUGAGAAUAUCAAAUUGACUCUUGGUCAAAUAAACUAUAAAAUCUUCAACAAAAAGCUUUCCUAUAUAGUAGUUGCCCUCAUGGUGUUCUACUGUGGUGUAUUAUACAGCUGCAUACUCUACUAUGACUGUAAUUAUGUACAGAACUUGUGUAACUUAUUAAGCAUGGCAACCUCUAGCAGCAGACUGUGGGACACUCCUUGUAACAGAACAGCUGGCAAAAGGGAAAAACUACCUAACCCCAGUUAUAAUGUUGUAGUUUUUUAGCAAAUAAAGCAGUUUAAGGUUUUUGUAUUGAGAUAUUGAUGACAGUGAGACGAGUUGCCUUGUAAAGUAAAUCUAAAACAAAAAGCACAUUAAAUAUUUCAAAACAGCUCUUGAAAAUCUGACUCACUGGAUGUUGGAACAUGCCAUUAGAUCAAAAACUAGCUUUAUGUACAGUACCGCUUUCACCUGCAUUUAAAGCCUGAAGUGUUUUUUCUGCAAAAUCGCAUUACAGUUGCUUUACGAUUAAAGCAAUUGACCCAUCCUCAAAGCCUUUGAUGUUCCUGAACUUCCUGUUUUCAGUACCCAAACUGAAAUGCCCUCCGGGGUCUGACUUCCCUCCCCGCCCACACCUGGCACCUACCACACACCCAGUUUUCCAAACCGGAGUACAGUUGGGGCAGGGAGGGGUGUGUGUGACAUCCCUCCCCUCAGCAAGGCACUGCUUGUUUCACACAGAGCAGCCACUGACGAGUUCGGCUGCAAAGCCCUGCUGGCUCGAAGCAGGGGUAGAGGGAAGGAAGGGAUGCAGCUUUGCUGCUGGUUCACGGUGCCACCUCAGGCCCUCACCCAGCUAAAACAUGGUGGCCACAUCCCCCUGUCAGCGGCCCCGUCGCCUGACGUCGCAGGGCACAUGGGGCCGCCCCGCCUUCAUGGUGUGGCGAGGCACUCCCCACCAGGGCUGAGCAGCUCCACGGGUGCGAGCAGUGUGAGAAGGCCUUUGACCAGGCCGGCGCCCUGGCCAAGCACUGCCGGGUCCACAUCGGGGAGAAGCCCUACCGCUGCCCAAUUUGCGCCAAGGCCUUCACUCUCUCCUCAGAGCUGGUGCUACAUAAGCACACCCACACUGGGGAGUGGCCCCACGCCUGCCCGCUCUGUGGCAAGGCCUUCAUCUCCUCCUCGUCCUCCACCUCUGUUCCCACACAGGUGAGCGGAAGUACCGGUGCCCUGUCUGCAGGAAGCUCUUCCUCCAGUCCUCCCACCUGGCACGCCACAAAGCCAUUCACGCUAGCGAGAGGCCCUUAAAGUGCCAGGACUGUGGCAAGCUCUUUGGGCGUGCCUCACACCUCACAACCCACCGCCGCGUCCACAUGGGCGAGAGGCCUUUCAAGUGCCUGCAGUGUGAGAAGCCCUUCACACAGAAGGCACGGCUGGCCCUUCACAUCUGCCUGCACACAGCAACGGCCCUACAAGUGUGACAAGUGCGGGAAGAACUUCCGAUCCUCCGCCCACCUCAUGUCGCACCAGGUCCUUGGGUCAGGCGAGAGGAACUUCAAGUGCUCAACCUGCAGGAAGGCUUUCAAGCAGGCAUCGUCUCUCAAGCAGCACCUGAAAACCCAUGAGGCACGUGAGCCUCACUGCUGCUCCAUCUGCAGCUGAGCCUUUUUCCAGGUCCUCUUUCCUCCGGUUUCACAUGAAGGCACACAAAGAGGAGUGGCUGUACCACUGUUUGCUUUGCAAACGAACAUAUGCCAAAAUUUCCACCUUUGAAAAACAUUGUAAAAAGCACCAGCAAGGAUGAAGAGAGGCCUGAUGCUAAACCCAGGCCAAUGACCACCAGGGCAAAAACACUGGCUGAAAAGAAAAAGCAGGAGUGGAAAUAGCAGCACCAAGAUGACAGCCUCCAGCAACCUCACCAGGCUGACCCAAAGCAGCAGCAGCAGCAGCUGGAAAGGCUGUAAAGGUCACUGAAACAAGAACUGUCCCUGGCCCUCUGGAAUGUGGCUUACAGGAGAUAGAGCAUCUGAUUUAAUUUUUAUCAAAAGAAAAUGAUGUGCUGCACCAGUGUUACUCCAAAGCAUGUCUCCAAAUAAAAUUCUUUUUCUGAUGCAAGGUUCAAUGCAAACGCUUCUCUGGGGCACAGCAGAUAUGUAAAAGCCUGCUGAGGCUGCCCAUGGUUGGUGUGGCAUGCAGACUGCUCCGUGGUUACAGGGGAAUUCCAGCCUGUUCACAGGCCCCCAUGGUUUUGUUUCACAUCAGCAGCAUUUUCUAACCCAGGCUUCCAGGGAUUCCUGAGCCAAGUGCCUGCUUUUACCCAGAUUGAAAGAAGGAUGCUUCUUUGUAUGCAGAAAUAAACUAAGUUGUAGUCUCUUAAAUGAAGGCAAAGUUUUUUGUUUGAAGAAGCAAGAGAGGUGGCGGACCUACAGAAAACAGAUUUGUACCAAAAGUGGGUUUAGGACACAAGCAGGAAUGUAUCACGCAAAAGGCAAUUUGUUUUUAAAAGCACUGUACAUAUUGAGAAGAUAGCAUCUGUAAGCCUCUUCUGGGUUUCUCACUGUUAAUUACAACAAGUCAUUGUACUUAGCAUCUAGAUAAUGCUGUGUAUGAAGUGUUUAAAGCACGGCAGGUUUUAUUGCUAAAGGAACUUAUCUUUCUCAAAACUAAUGAAGACAGGUGUCAAAAAUCUGUAGUUCAUCUUAAAUCGAAUGAAUUCACAUUUGAAAUACCAGCUUGUAGUAAAGUUACUAAAAUGAUUUUUUUUUUAAACCUGAUCUUUUGGCAAUUUAAAAUUAAGUAAAAGGGGCAUUGUAAGCCCUGUCUCCUUCUGAAUUAACAAAUUGCCGUAGCUGGUUCACUGGCCAGUCAGCACACUGCGGGAAUGAGGCAAGAUGCCACAAAAGGGUUGCUGUUGAAGCUGAAUGUUUCAGAUUUACUCUAGGGUGGGAGAUAGGACUGCAGUAGAUAUGAAAUAACUUCGUAAACUUUAAUAAAACUGCCUUUAUUGCAGCAGAGUUCUUUGUGAGCCAGCACUUUCUACUGACUUUUUAUAAGCUUUAUGUCAUUCCAGCAACAGUACUAUAAGGUUACUUCACGCCUUUAUUUAUCGCUCAUUGUUACCCGGGAUUUUAUUAUAGCAGAAAAAAGAAAGCAGUGAGUUCAUUUUAAGUUAACAUUCCUGAUUUCCUCUGCCAAGUCCAUGAUUUUUUAAAUGUUAUUUCCCUGCCAUUGGGUGAAAACACUUGUUAUGUACUUCAAGAAUCUUUUUGGAUAAGCAUCUGGUUUUGGUUUCUGUAACAUAUUAGCAACUCCUAUUUUAAGGCAAAAAAGGAAUUUUCUGAAAGCUUGCACAUUUAAAGUAUUGCAACGUAUCAGGCCAGAAAUCAUGUUAGUAGAUGAUAAGAGCUGGAUUACAUCUAAGAACUAAUUUACAGCUAACAAAACUGUUAUUGGAUAAUUCUCUUACUUUUUGUACUUCAGGAUUUACUUGAUGCUGGAUAUACUAAAAUAGAGCUUUUAUUGUUGAAUUUAUAUCUAUCUUCAGUUGGUUAAUAUACUUUAAAUAUUUACGUAGUCAGAUAUUUCAAAUUAGAUGCUUCCAAGCCAGAGUUUCUUGUCAUGAAAAAUUCUAAUGUAAAUUUUUGCUAGUCUUUAGAUGUUCUUUUUGCGACCAGUCGUGUUGUUUAGGAGUUCAGUUAUGUCAGUGCCAUAUAAGCAGAGUUCUAUCUUUUUUUGGUAUUUCAAUACAUUAUUAAAAUAGUAUACACUGC
Messenger RNA from Phalacrocorax carbo (great cormorant), 10572 nucleotides. The record is from RefSeq and is a predicted model, not a curated record. Lineage: Eukaryota; Metazoa; Chordata; Aves; Suliformes; Phalacrocoracidae.